CCCGAUGCAGUCACACCGCGAAAAAAAAGAACGUGCCUUAUCUAUUGCACGCGAUUGACAAUUGACAGCGCGGGAAUUAGUAUGUGACGUUUUUUUUUCAGCGAACACAGUUUAACGUGAUUUAUGUAGAUUAGUGUACAUUGGUGUUAAAUAAGAUUAUAUCGUUAGUAGACGUGAAAUAUUUUGUCGUUGAUUAUUUGUUUUUAACUGUGCCAUUACUAAAUAAUCACUUGCAAUUAAUUUCGUAUUAGAAGACAUUAGUGGUGUGCUAGAUUUGUUUGGUGUUUCUCGAGUUAUGUUUUGUGCUUCAAAAUGAAGGAUUUAUCAGAAUUCUGGAGUCGUGUAACUGGUCGGCGUUAUUCUGCUGUGAAUACAGAGAGAGAAUUGAGAGACUUUUCAAAUAAUAGACUAAAGAACUUUGACACGAAUUUCGAGGCGAACUUUUCUGAAUGCGAGGGUUUAAAUAAAUUAACAGAUGAUUUGGACUUCACUGAACAAAAGAAUGCAAUUAUUAACAGGCUAUUCGUUAAGCGGAAAAAAGGACAAUUCGCGAGACAACCAAAACGGCUGUUCGUGCUGUUAAUGAUUGGAUUCCUUUGUCUGGGCAUCGGGAUUUUCAUUGCACUGGUGAAGCCUUAUGAUAUGCUCUUCCGAUGGAAAAUAGUCUUCCGAGAGGGUGGCGAGAUCUUUGAAAUGUGGAGGAAACCGGAGGUGGAGCUUUAUUUGAGAGUGUAUCUCUUUAAUAUCACAAAUGCUGAAGACUACAUGGCCGGGAAGGACUCCAAGCUCAAGUUGAAAGAAGUCGGACCAUUUGUAUACAGGGAACAUUUAGAACAUAGGAUCACAAAAUUCAAUGAGAAUGGCACUCUGUCAGCAAUACCGAAGCAUCCGUUGACUUGGGUUGAAGAACUGUCUGAAGGGAACAAAGAAGAUGACAUUCUGUAUCUACCUCAUAUUGCGUUACUGAGCAUAGCAAAUGUAGUUGCACCACAGAGUUUCGUGACACGUUUUGGCCUGAACAAUCUCAUAGGUCUUACAAACAGCCAACCUCUUGCCAAAAUGACAGCCAGGCAGUUCAUGAUGGGCUAUGAGUCUGAUCUGAUGACGUUUGGAAACACCUUUAUGCCCGGCUGGAUAUAUUUCGAUAAGCUUGGACUGAUUGAUCGGAUGUACGAUUUUAAUGGCGACUACGAAACCAUAUACACAGGUCAAAAAGACCAGGCCCUAUCGGGUCUAAUAGACACAUAUAGAGGUUCAACAGAACUUUCACAGUGGCAGGAAAAACACUGCUCCAACGUGCAUUUAGCUUCUGAUGGUGCGAAGUUCCGGAGUGGUCUAUCGAAGAAUGAUUCAUUGCUUUUCUUUAGGAAAAGCAUGUGCAGAGCAGCGCCGCUGUAUCCCGUGAAAGAUGGUGUGAAAAAUGGCCUUGAAGGUCGUUUAUAUACAUUCCCGGAACAUAUGCUCGAUAAUGGGAAAUAUAUCAAAGAAAAUAAAUGUUUCUGUAGAAAUGGAAAAUGUUUACCAGAAGGUCUGUUAGAUGUCACCGAUUGCUACUACGGGUUUCCAAUAGCUUUGUCCUACCCGCAUUUCUACAAGGGUGAUGACGUUUUGUUUAAUAAAAUCGAGGGCCUUACACCUAAUCAAGAACUUCAUGAGACUAGGUUUUGGGUUCAGCCGGAAUCAGGACUUCCUUUAGACGUCAGUGCAAAAUUCCAAAUUAACAUGGCACUGGAUGACAUAUCAAAUAUGAAAAAUACUGAGAAGUUUGCCAACAUAUACUUACCGCUUUUGUGGUUUGAUAUUAGACUAUUUGAAUUACCUACCUCAAUGGAAACGCGUUUUAAGCUGUACCUCAAUAUAUUACCCGUUGUAGAGAGGUGUGCCAUGUACAUUGGAUUUAUCAUCGGAUCAGUUCUAAUUAUUAUUACGAUAUACAUUCUCACAUUUAAGAUAAUGUUUAAAACGUACAAAAAGAAUCAGUGUAAUAACCUCCGUCCCCCAUUAUGGUCUGGAGUAAAUUCAAAACAGACCAAUGUUAUCAAAGACAGCGUAUACGAACCUUGCGAAAUACCGAUCAAUGAAUCAGAAUCUGAUAAUUCUGAUCAAAUAGAGUCUAAUAAAUCCACAAAACUGCAUUCCAAUAUAUUGAUCGCCUUUGGCCAUAGAAUAUCAAAUAUGUAUAACGCAUUUGGUAAGCCCAAUAAAUUAGAUAAUGAAAGAAGUGACAGAAAACAAUCAUUAAUAAAUGCAGAAGAUUCACAAGAUGACAUGAAUGAAGCAUAUAAAAGUGAUUCUUGUGAGGAACAAGCGGUGAGCAAAUAUCGUGCUGUGAACCAAACUGAUAGCGAAGAUGAUUGUAAAUAUUUAGAAGUCUUGGAUGAUGGUAGUGGAUUCGAUGAUUACGUUUAUUCAAAUAAUGAAAGAUCUACAGUUCUUAAGUUAGUUGGAUAGCGUCAGUUAUAUCGAAUAGUUAAUACGAUAAUAUGUAUAUCUAUGAAGAAGAAAGAUAUUACUUAGAACUGCCAAAAUGAGUAAAUAUUGAUGGAUUAUCAGCUAUAUAGUAGACUAUACAAUAUUUAAUUAAAUUGUCAGUUCUAAUUAUUAUUUUUAUGAUUCGACAUGCCUGUUCACUGCAUUUUGUAUAUAAUAUUUAUUUAUAAAUGUUGAUGUAUGAACAUUUCCCUUUAAGUAUUAUUUUUUACAAAGUUUCUAAAUUUCGUCUAGCUAGUAGUUUUUAAUUAUUGAGGAAUUUAAUGUUAUUCACACUGGACACGAAUAUUUCUAUACAUUUUCUGUAUUUCUAGAAUUUUCUAGACUUUCUAGUUGGAGUCAUUAAUUUUCGAAAAUAUUAUUUAUUUCACCGUUAAGAUGUGUGGAAUAUGAAAACAUUGAAAUAGUGCAAUUUUUUUUAAUUGAUUACUAAAUCCUACAUAAUUAUAAUGAAUAACUAAAUAUUUUUAAUUUGACGUUAAGCUUGAAAAUAUAUAAAACGAAGAUUUUAGGAAGUCUUCGAAGACUCAAUUGGCAUAAUAUGAGUUAAAUUUACAACUUGAAAUUUUAAUUAUGUUACAUAUCCUACUUAAUUCAAUGAAAAUUAUUUAUAAUAUAGUAACUACCUAUCUUAAUAAUUGUAAAUAUAGUUAAAUUGUAAAAUAGAGUUGACCUUAACGAAGAUUUUUAUCAAAUUCCUGCUUUGAUCAUAUAGAUUCCAUCAUUUAAGGUAAACUCCAUUAAGCCAGCAACAAAGCUCCUUUAUUAAUCUUAGUGUUUAAAUUUUAAGUAUUAUUGUUUAAAAGUAGUUUAUUUUAUGACAGACUGUGAACUUAAUAACAAUUGCGCCGUUUACUUAGAUGAUAUUUUUUAUUAAAACUAUUUUCCGUUUGCUGAGCUUUAAGUUUAUCUAAACUACAUAAUAUAUAGAAAAAAAUUACUCUUACGUUUCUAGGCGCAAUUUUACGUAUGUUAAGAGUACAAGCUCAAAUCAUGUUGUGAUAUAGUUAAGAAUUAUGUAUUAUAAGGUUAUAUUGGUGAAAACUAUUAAAAGAAAAUUGAAAUUA
Leptidea sinapis is the source of this 3557-nucleotide messenger RNA. Its product is annotated as scavenger receptor class B member 1-like. Gene Ontology annotation, cellular component: cytoplasm; membrane. The transcript is spliced from 10 exons. Bases 313 to 2451 code for a protein of 712 amino acids. Lineage: Eukaryota; Metazoa; Arthropoda; Insecta; Lepidoptera; Pieridae. The record is from RefSeq and is a predicted model, not a curated record. Gene Ontology annotation, molecular function: scavenger receptor activity.